Daldinia decipiens is the source of this 1352-nucleotide messenger RNA. Its product is annotated as transcription initiation factor IID, 31kD subunit-domain-containing protein. The transcript has a single exon. Gene Ontology annotation, biological process: RNA polymerase II preinitiation complex assembly; DNA-templated transcription initiation. The coding region runs from base 347 to 1186 and encodes 279 amino acids. The record is from RefSeq and is a predicted model, not a curated record. Gene Ontology annotation, molecular function: protein heterodimerization activity; RNA polymerase II general transcription initiation factor activity; transcription coactivator activity. Lineage: Eukaryota; Fungi; Ascomycota; Sordariomycetes; Xylariales; Hypoxylaceae. Gene Ontology annotation, cellular component: transcription factor TFIID complex; SAGA complex.
ACUUAACUAAGGUUUCUAUGUGAAUAAGGUACAUGCCCAUUUCAUCCUUAACGUCUACCUAAUUACCUAUAAUUCUAAGCUCAUACAUCUUCAAACACACUCGACACAAAACCAAUAAAGUCCCUAGUUCUCCCUCCUAAUAAAAGUUUGGUAACGUUUCCUUUGCAAGCCGAAUCGGUCGAGGAAUUCUCGCGAGUUCUUUGAUUCGCAGCUUAUUUAGUACAUGGAUUGAAGAGCAAGGUCGCAAAUAUCCGUUUAAUCGACGGUCCAGCUACUACCUCUCCAACGUCUAUCUAUUCAAAUCGACCGCUCAAAUUUGAUAUACUACCACCUUCGUAUAGUCACAAUGGCAUCGGUAUCGCAAUCUCAGCCCAACGGGGUACCGUCUUCCUCCGCAGCAGCAGGCCCGUCGCAAUCUGCUUCGCAGCCAACCCAGAACACUGCAACUAGCGGAUCGACUACCAUACCAAACACACAAGCGACUAUCGCCUCGACAGGAACAGUAGCAGGCAGUAACAACACGCAAGCAGGCGUGUCCCAGCCUCCCUCCUCCCCGUCGCCCUCCCACGCUCCCCGGCCACGCGACGCCCGCACAAUCGAGCUCCUUCUGACCUCCCAAGGCGUCACGUCUUUCGACCAGCGCGUGCCCCUGCUGCUCCUAGACUUCGCCUACCGGCACACGUCGUCCAUUCUCUCCGACGCGCUGCACCUGUCCACGGAUCCGUACACCACCCACGCCGGUUCCAAGCCCAGCGCCGCGUCGGGCGCAGCCCCCAGCGCCCCGAGUGCCGGCGAAGCCGCCGUCACCACCAACGCCAUCAACCUGGCCAUCGCGUCGCGGCAAUCCUUCCAGUUCCGCGGCGCUUCCGGCGGCACCGGCGCCAGCAAGGAGUGGAUGCAGGAAGUGGCGCGCGACCGCAACAAGAUCGCCUUGCCGCGUGUUCUCGCCAACGAGUGGGGCGUGCGUCUCCCCAACGAGCGCUUCGUCCUGAGCGGUAUGGGCUGGAGCCUCCGCGACCAGUGGGCCGAGGAGGAUGACGGCGAUAGCGACGAGGACGAGGAGAUGGAAGGGGUUGAUACCCAGAGGCAAACGAACGCUACUGCUGGGGAAGAGGGUGGCUUGGAGGAGCUACUUGGUGAUGAUAUGGGCGAUAUGGGCGAUGAGGAUAUGGAGGGAAUGGAGUGAUUGAUCGACUAUAUUCCACAAAACCCUACCAGCAGCACACCGAGGCCAGUCUUUUGUAGCAAAAGGUACUGUGCGGCCGCAUCUUCUAUGCGAUAGAAAUUAAGGAUAAUGGCGUUACGGCGUUGGGUAAAAAGAGCAGCAACGGGUUCGGCGCGUUGCGCGACGA